AUGUGGUAUCACGUCUCCGAACCUAAUUCGUAUCUCGCCGUGACUGGCGCAGGCAUCGAAAAUGUUGUCAUCGCGAAGAAGAAGUUCAUUAUGCCUUUCCAGAAGGUCACGAAACUCAGUAUCACGCCAUUUGACUUCAGCAUGUCACUGCAAGCCAUGACCAGCGAGAAACUGCAAUUCUCCCUUCCGGCAGUCUUCACCAUUGGCCCCGAGGACAAUCUCGAUUCUCUUACAAAGUAUGCGGUGCUUUUGACUGGGGAUAGUGACGGACAGGUCUACACCAAGGGCGGCAUGGUUGCUACUGGCCGAAAUCACGUGCAAGACAUCAUCAAGGGAAUCAUCGAGGGCGAGACGAGAUCGAUUGUUUCAAACAUGACAAUGGAGGAAUUGUUCAACAAUCGACGAAUCUUCAAGCAGCAGGUCAUCGAAUGCGUCCAGAAGGAGCUCGAUCAAUUCGGUAUGAAGGUGUAUAAUGCGAACGUCAAGGAGCUGCAGGACAUGGGUGACAGCAAGUACUUUGAGUCUCUGGCUCGGAAAGCUCACGAAGGCGCUCAAAGCCAAGCUCAAGUCGACGUUGCCAAUGCCCGCAUGAUUGGUCGCGUUGGUGAAGCAGAGAAGGAGGGCGAAGCCAAACAGCGCAUCGCCAAGAUCAACGCCAAUACAGCCGUGCUCGAGACAGAGCGUAAAGUUGAAAAGGCCAACGCAGAUCAAAAGCUGCGAAGCCGAGAAAUCGAGAUCUCUCGAGCCCUGAACAUCGAGCAAAUCGCGGCCCAGCGCGCUGCUGAACAACGCGAUGCCGAACUACAAAAGGAUGUCGAGCAGAAGCGUGCAGAGAUGGAGCUGGAGCGUCUUCGAGCCACCACAGUGACACAGGCCAAGAUCGCAAAAGAAUCUGCACAAGAGAAAGCCGACGCAGAUCUUUACACUCAGACCAAGAAAGCCGAUGCCCAGCAAUACAACCAAAAGGCCGAAGCCGAAGCUAUCUACUACCCUCGCGAGAAAGAGGCACAAGCCAUGUACCUCAUGAAGGAACGUGAAGCUCAAGCCAUGUACAUACAGAAGGAAAAGGAGGCCGAAGCCAUGUACCUCACUCGCGCUCGUGAAGCCGAAGCAGCAUACAUGGCGCGCAAGAAAGAGGCGGACGGUCUUAGCGAACUCAGCAAGGCUUAUGGUGCUCUCGCGGACGUCAUGGGCGGGCCUCAAGGUCUGAUGCAGUUCCUCAUGCUGCAGAAUGGGACCUACGAACGACUCGCGGAUGCCAAUGCCAAAGCUAUUCAUGGUCUGCAGCCUAAGAUCAAUGUCUGGACUACCGGCAAUGACCAAGGUGCGAAUCAGAGUAUGGCACCGAUUCAGAAUCUCUUCAAGUCGAUUCCUCCACUCUUCAGCACGAUUCAAGACCAGACCGGCAUGACGCCGCCCGCUUGGAUGGCGAAUAUACCGCAGCAGUCUCAGGAGGGUGGUGAUAUGAAGGUGGCGAAGAGAGAAGAAGUAAGGCAUGAUUCGAAGGGGAUCAAUGGGCACAAGUGA
Messenger RNA from Pseudocercospora fijiensis CIRAD86, 1527 nucleotides. RefSeq lists its product as uncharacterized. The transcript is spliced from 3 exons. The record is from RefSeq and is a predicted model, not a curated record. Gene Ontology annotation, cellular component: plasma membrane. The coding region runs from base 1 to 1527 and encodes 508 amino acids. NCBI's taxonomy places the organism in Eukaryota, Fungi, Ascomycota, Dothideomycetes, Mycosphaerellales, Mycosphaerellaceae. Gene Ontology annotation, biological process: protein localization to plasma membrane.